AUGAUUUUGAUUCAGAGGCAUGGCACUUUUCAAGCGAAGAGGAAGAAGAGGAGGCAAAUCAACACAGUAACCCUCAAAAUCAGGAUGGAUUGUGAAGGCUGUGGACAUAAAGUCAAGAACGUACUCUCCUCCAUCAAAGGGGCGAGAUCAGUGGAGGUGGACUGGAAAAAACAUAAGGCGGCAGUCACCGGAUUUGUGGAUUCUAAGAAAGUGCUAAAGGCGGCAAAGAAGACGAAGAAGAAAGUGGAGCUGUGGCCAUAUGUCCCGGUCGAGCUAAUGGCCCACCCUUAUGCGAUGGGAGUUUACGACAAGAAAGCGCCUCCUAAUCUUGUGAGGCGGACUUACGAGCCGGGAGUGGCGACUCUAGACCCGGUCGAAGAAAAAUAUUCCCUCAUGUUCAGUGAUGAAAAUCCUCAUGCAUGCUCCAUUAUGUAG
Messenger RNA from Striga hermonthica, 435 nucleotides. The record is from the annotation of a GenBank genome assembly. NCBI's taxonomy places the organism in Eukaryota, Viridiplantae, Streptophyta, Magnoliopsida, Lamiales, Orobanchaceae.